GGGUCGCCUGAUAAGUUUUGUUUAGCUGUAAGUCUUCAAAUACAUACUUUUAUGCUUUCAUAGCACCAAGACGACAACAUUAUAAUAUUUAUUUACUAAGUAAACGUCUGUCCGGUGGUUUAGUAGCUUAUCUGGCGUUUAUUAGAACGAUAGUGUGAGCUAGCGACCCACCUGUUGAUAUAGCGAGCAUCUUUGUUUACGUUUAGCGUAGCUAGGCUAGCUGUGUUGUUGAGCUAGUUGUUCGUGGUCUUUACAUUUACAAACAUACACACAUGUUGGACGUGUUGCUUGAGCAACCUGAAGUUAACCUGAACAAGUCGAGACACAUUGUAGAUAAACUGAAGUCAGCAUGAACUCAUUGAUCUAAUGUUUGAGAACGAGGGGAGUUUAGCCGAAGAUGUGGUCACUGUGCUUCGAUUCACGGAGCUCAGUCUGCAAAGUUUGGGACAGAAAUUGAGUCAGUCAGUUGGACAUGACUACAGAGGUGAAGGUGAGCAGAAGAGUCCUGGCUGCCUGAGCUCACAAGACCUGCAGACACCUGAUGGUCCUCCAUCACAGUCAGGCUGUGUUUGCCAGGAGAGGCCUCUUAGUGGGACGACUGAGAGACGUGCGCUUGCUGGCGGUCUAAGCCCACCUUCCUCUGACUGUAAGACCAGGUCAUUAGGCAUGGACUCUUAUUCUUCAAGGAAGAAAGGGGGCUGUGUGCGUCAGGAGAACGCCUGUCUGACCUUGCAGGAUGAGCAGCUUAUCAGCGACCUUGAUGCUAUGCAGUAUGAAUUGGCCACCUCCAAGUCGCAGGUCCGUUUCAGAGGCCCCAGGAUGGGGGUUGAAAACGGUGUAGUGGUCAUGAGUGAGCAGAUUCGUCUGCUUCAGGCAAAGCUGGAGACUCAAGCCACAGAACUAAAGGCUGCAGAGCUGAGGGCGGACUGUAGCCAGGAAGCAGCAGCUCACGGUGACAUUUUGGUGGCGACACUUACUGAGGAGCUGAGCGCGCUCAGAGAAGAGCUAGAGACCAACACAGCACUGGGCAAACGGGCUGAGCAACAAAGGAACCAAGCACUUCAAAAUGCAGAGAAACUCAAAGAAGCCUUUAAAGACUAUAAGGCUACCAUUUCUAUUAAACUGAAGAGGGUGAUGGAGAGCGAGAGCAAACUAAAAGAGAGUCUUGUUGAGUGUGACAGAGAAAAAGAGGAGUUGGAAGUGAAGUGCACAGUAUUGGAGAAAGAAAAGGUAGAACAGAGCCAAACAAUAAGCCGGCUGAGGGAUGAGGGGAGGCAGGUCAAGUCUGCGUCUGCUGGCCUCCAGGCUCAACUGGAGGAAGCCGGACAAAAGGUCUUACAUCUUGAACGGCAGCUUAUGGAACGGGGUGCAGAGUUCAGGGAGCUGGCCUCUCUGCGAAAGGAGCUGGAAAACCAGCGCACUCUGACCCAGAACCAGGAGCAGAGGGUCGCCCAGAGCCACAGAGAGGCUCAGCAGAGCCAGGCGGAGCUGUCCAGCCUGGAGGCCAUACUGGCCCUGCUGCAUCUACGAGAGGGGGCUGUGGGGACGCUGUGCGUCAGGCCCUGCAUGUUUCCCCCACUGAACUAUUCAGGAACAGCACACCUACUGAAGCUAAAGCCAGGCGAAGGCUACCAGCAGCUGCUGCCAGUGCUGCAGUCGAUGGAGACUGAGCGGACCAAACAGAACAGCCUGGUUGAGCGGCUUCAGGAGCGUUUGAGCAGAACCCAGGAGGAGGUCUCCUCGCUGCAGAGCUCCAUGGCCCAGAGAGCCUCCCACUAUCAGAGCCUCCACACGGAGCUGCUGGACAAGGUCAGCCAAGCCACUGACACAGAGAAAGAGUUGAAAAGAAAAAGUGCUCGCGUGGCUUCGCUGGAGAAACAGUUACAGGAGAAAACCUCGGCCUACAGUCAGGCUGCACUGACGAACACUGAGCUGGAGAAUCAGCUGCUGGAGAAAACCAGCACCCUUCAGCAUUACCAGUCACUGAUGACCAAAAAGCAAAGAGAGUACCAGCAGUCUUUGGACAAGUGUAAAAACUCACAAUCUCAACAACUCACGGAGCAACAGCACAGAAUAGAAAUGUUGCAGCAGUCUGUAGAGGCGACUCAGUCUGGGAUGUUUGAGAUGGAGCAGGAGCUGAGCUCACUCCAGAGGGAGCGGGACGAGGCUCAGGCCGAAGCUCUUCUGCUGCAGAGCUCCGUGGACCAACUCACACAGCAGCGGCAGGUUGAAGUAAGACACAAUGAGGAGUUGCUGCAGAGUUUCAAAGAGCAGGCGGCUCAGUCUGCUACCAAGGUGUGCGAACUACAGUCGUCUCUGUCAGCGUGUAGAGAGGAGCUGAACUUAAACCUGCAACAGAUGGACGAGAUAAAGAAGAACUAUGAGAGUGAGCUGCGGAAGAACAAUGACAGGGUGUCCUCUCUGCAGGAGAAGCUCCACGGUGCCAGCCUGGUUUGUCAGAGCUCCAGUGAGCAAAACCUGCAGCUGCAGCUCUCCCUCCAGCAGCAGCAGACCAUGCUGACUGAGAGCACUGCUCACAUCUCUGAACUGGAGGAAAGUCAGAGCCAGCUGCAGGAACAGGUGUCCAGUCUGGAGCAGCAGCUGGAACGAGCUCGGGCCUCUCUGCAGGCUGAGGUAAGGAUCAGAGAGCAGGACGCCCAGGAGAAAGACCAGGACCUGCAGGAGAUGAGCCAGCAGAACACACACCUGUCUGAGUCUGUCAGCCACCUGACCUCAGAGAUGACAAAGUGUCGAGGGGAGCUGGUGUCUAAAGACUCGGAGCUGCAGCGGUUGAGGAGGGAGGUCAACGCAAAGAUUUCUCAGAUCAGCCGCAUGGACGAAAGCCUGCAGCACAUGAAGAGGCUGAUCGACAGCAAGAGUGACAUGGUGAUGGAUCUGGAGGAGAAGCUACAUCGCUGUGAGGCAGACAAGCUCAACUGUGUCCAGCGGGCCCAGAUCCUGGAGGGACAGCUUCAGGCGGUGCAGGGAGAGUUGGCUGAGACUCUGGAGCAACUACGGGAACUCAGAGAUGUUCUACAAAGAACCCAAACCACUGCAGAAGAGCGGCAAGCCUCCGUGGAAAAACUGACUGUCCAACUUAGUGAGACCCAGAGGGAGUUGGAAGAGAGAACUCACGAGGUCUUAGACAUGGACAAUGCACUGAAGGAGAGACAGGGGGAGCUCCAACAGAGAGCACAGCUGCUGGGUCAGCUGGAAGUGGCCAUCAGAGAUCACAAGCAGGAGAUGGAGAGGAAGGCGGAGUCUUUGCAGCAGAGCCUGCAGGCCAGAGAGAGGGAGCUGAGAGACACACAGAGGGAGCUCACGGACAGAAACAUGAAGGAGUCCCAGGAGCUCGGCCAGCAGCUACGUGUUUGUCAGCAAAAACUUCACACUUUACUGCAAGAACUUGAAGAAACUCAACAUCACUGUGAGGCUUUGACCAGAGAGCUGGACGCCACCAAGCUUCAGACCAAAGAGAAGGAGGUCAGGCUGGGCGGUGUGGAGGAGGAGCUGGCUCUGAAGGAGGCCCGCUGGCUGCAGCUGGAGGCCGAGUUGCAGAGCAUGGUCACCUCUUUAGAGCUGGAGCUGGACUUGGAGAGGGAGCAGCACAGCAAAGAGCUGGAGUCCCUGCAGCAGACUCGAGGUCAGCUCCUCAAGGUCUCCGAGCAAAUCUCCUCCACCAUGCUCUCCUCCCAGGAGCAGCUUGCAGCUAAACUUCAGCAGAGCCAGAACCAACUGGAGGAAGCCCAAACCCAGCUGGAGCGAACUAAAACGCAGUUGGAUUGCACCCGCAACCAAGUCAGUCACCUCCAAACUCAGAGAGACCAGACCCAGACCCAGCUCCUUCAGAGUAAAACCCAGCUGGAGCAAAGCAGGAUUCUGUAUGAGCAGACCAGAGCCCAGAAUAGUCACCUCCAUGCCCAGCUGGAGCAGCUCAGCAACCAGUUAAAUCAAGCCAAAGUCCAGGUGUGCCGGCUCCAGAAUGAGCUCCAGGCCUCCAAGGAAUCCAUGGAGACGUCUAACGAGUCCCUGCUCAUCAAGGAGUCUGAGGCGACCCGUCUCCAAGCCAGGAUCUCCUGUCUGGAGCGAGCUGCCGACCACCAGCAUUUGUACAGUCACACACUCUCCCUGCCUGCUCUGCACACAUUAACUCGCUCCCCAGAGAACUCCCCCUCUGCUCACUUCCCUCCCGCCUCCCCCAAAAUGCAAACAUCUCUCCCUUCUUCUAAAAACACUCACUCGUCUCGCCUCCUCUCUCCAACGCACACGAGGCCUUGCUCAUCGCCCCCUGCUCACACGUACCUUCAGCCCAUCUCUUCCCCUCAUCGGUCCAACCAAACAGAGAGCCACCAAACAUGUGACUGGCUGCAGAGAAGCAGCAUCGCCUCCUCUCUGGAUCUCCCUCUGAGUCUGAAGGCCACACUGAGGGAGGCUUUGGGCAAGCACCCGUGGGAGUCCUCCUCCACCUCCAUCUCCUCUUUCCCGGACACAGCGGACCACAGCUGGCAGGGCCUCAGCGACACUGAGGCCAUAGCGACCUCUGACCUCUCCUUCAACCCCCUCACAUACAUGGUGGAUAAGCGAGAUGACAUAAACCUCAACGUGGAAGCUACCUCCAUGCAGGAGAGAGACAAGGAGCAGACGAGUGAGUCGAGGAGGGAGUCUGUGAGCACUCUGGUGGGUCCGGAGGAGGAGGCGGAUAUGAGUUCACUCACAGGGAUGCUGAGGUUUGUUAAUCAGACGUUAGCCAUGCAGGAGGAUCCUUCUUUAUGGAGCUCCACAGGGCUGUCACAGACCGGACGCUUCCUCACACUCCAGAGGGACGUCAAGGAGACGUGAAGCUGUGUUGCCAAGGAGACGCACAGACAAGAGAAGAGCUGUUUACAUUGGUGUCAUCCUUUUGUCAGGGCACAUGUAAUAUACAUCCAAUAACAUCUCUCUUUUAAUCUGUACUGUUGGUGUGUGUUAUUGAAAUCAAGCUGCAAUAUUGUGUGUCAGGGAGAUAACGAUGAGUUUAGAUUACCUCUACUUCCCAGUCUGUUAAUGAUCUUCUAUGAUGUUUUUUCCUGCAGUAUAAAUGUAGCAUUUCAUGUUGAAUCUUGUCCUAACAGAUAUUUAUAUAUUUUACACCAUUUUAAAUAAGUUAAGUGAAUAAAAUGUGUUUUUAUAGAAGGAUUCUUGUCUUCCACUGUUAUUGUUAGUUAUUUUCCGUAGAAAUGUGAAGCCCUGUUUUCACUAACAUCCGUUUGGAUGUUCCCACGCUGCUGGUCACUGUGGGGUCGUGUUACCAGAACAACUGGCAGCUUCUUGUCCAGGAGAAUAAUUUGUGGCUCAGGGUCCUGAAGGGAGUCAUGCAUAAUUGAAUACAGAUUCUAGCUGGAAAUAUUGGAUUUGGCACUCUCAUGUAGUUUAUAUAAGAAGAACACCAGA
Anoplopoma fimbria (sablefish) is the source of this 5430-nucleotide messenger RNA. RefSeq names its product coiled-coil domain containing 18 (gene ccdc18). The record is from RefSeq and is a predicted model, not a curated record. Lineage: Eukaryota; Metazoa; Chordata; Actinopteri; Perciformes; Anoplopomatidae.